AUGUAUCGCAUUGGCUCGAUAGGUGGUGAAGAUGUUUUAAUCUGCUUCGAACACCUGUGCCAGGCUCGGCAUGAUGACAGCUCUAGCGCAAGGACCACAAACGACCGUGCUGCUGUUGUUUUCGUCCAACCUCACCGUGUUGGCUUUGGAGAGGUGAAGGAGAGCUUCGCCGUUGACCAGAGACAGUUUUGUCGGUACCCAUGUGCUACCGAUGUCUCGUUUUCGUUUAUCUUCCGUUAUACGGGGCUUCUUUGA
Molecule: messenger RNA, 255 nt
Organism: Sporothrix schenckii 1099-18
Lineage: Eukaryota; Fungi; Ascomycota; Sordariomycetes; Ophiostomatales; Ophiostomataceae
Exons: 2
Coding region: 1-255 (84 amino acids)
Source: RefSeq, a predicted model, not a curated record